CCCAAAAAAAAAAUUAUAAACAGAGUUUUAACACAGCCUGUGAAGGAUCUACCACCAUUGAAACCUGUUGUAAAUAUUUUCUUACAGAAAAAAAUAUAAAUAAAUAAAAUUUAAAAAAAAAACCUGCAUAACUUUUGGCAAUCAAUCCCAGGUGUUGGUGAUAAUACUUCAAAUUUGUCUAUAUGUUAUGAACACAAUUAAGUAUCCCAACCAACCAAAACUAUACGCCCCCACUAUCCAGCAACAACAAGCAAGCAAUCGUACAACUACAUACAUACUAUAUUAAACAGCAACCCAGCAGCAAGAAAAAAUAUAUAAAAACAAAAGAAAAUCGAAACAGAGCUACAAAACGUUAAUUGCUGUUAUUUAUUUUGAAUUUGCUACCUGCACGCCAAGGAUAUGGAAAUUUGUUCUUUGAUACAACAAAGCACUUAAACAACAACAAACUCAACUGUUCCAUGCGGCUUAAAUGGACUUACACCAGAUAUUGUGAUUUAUUCUUCCAAACAAAAAGAUUAACCACACAUAACCCGAAGUGCCGACUUAUGUCCCAACCAAGCCAGUAAGCAGAGCAUAUCUCCCCUAAAAAAAAAAUUACUGAACAAUUUUCGUAUAUACCCUGAAAUCCUCAAAAAUUACGCUCUUGUCACCGCAAGAAACACAAAAACAAAAUUACUCGUAUGCACCGUUGAAGACAAUGAAGUAUUGCAGCAUGAACGGACCAAGCGAAUCUGAAGUUGAAAGCUUACUUAUGAGUCCAUGCUGGGGUCCAACACAGAACGGCAGCCAGGAUCAAUAUCUGCUUGAUGGCCAUAAACUGUUACUUGAACACGAUUUAGAUUCGCUGCCGAGUGACACGGAACAGAAGAAUUCCCUGGAUGUACUCGAUAAUCUACUAUUGAACACAUCUUCCCUGAAUGCACUUUCAGAUUUGAAACCACUACCACCGUUUACCGGCUAUACGGGGCAUUUGUCCAUUAACGGCAUCUCGGGACAUCAUUAUCAUGCAAUCGCACAGAGGCUACCAGAUGAGAGUAACAACAAUUACAUUCAAAGCGCCUAUCAGACAAAUCAUACGGGGGGCAGUGGUAAUGGUACCACAAGCAUACAGUUGGCGGCGGCGACGUCGGGCACAUCACCGCUACCCUCGUUGUCGAGUGGCGGUGGUGGCGGCGGCGGCGGCGGCGGUGGUGGUAGUGGUGGUGGUGCCAACAGUCAUGGAUCUUCAGCCGAUCACAACAUAGUUUCCUCGUCUACUUGCCUGCCAGAGAGUGUUUUGAGUCCCGAUGCGGACGCCUGCCUGAACGAUGUGAAACUCUUCGCUGAUAGUCAACUAGAUAAUAAGCUCUACUCAAUGGCCGACAGUUGUGUUAUGUCGGCAGGUGGCGCGAGUGGCCUUGGUGGUGGUAGUGGCGGUGUGGUGAACAAUGGUAUGGUAGGCGGUGGCGAUCAAGGCACAGAUUCGCUGCACAGUAGUGUACGCAUUUAUACCGACGCCAAAGAUCUGUCCGAAUAUGUAGAUAUGAACUCCAUAGACGAUAUAGCGGCUAUUAUAGGUUCAGCGAUAGCAGACACAACAGUGCCAAAUCAGCUGGACAAGGAUGAUGGUAAUGACACGCGCGACUCAUGGAUGGAUUUAGAUGCGUGGAUCGAUGGGAAUUGUAUACAACAGGAUGGUAAACUUCUAGUGUCGCAACAGGAUACGCUUAGCGAAUUUAUCUUGCCACACUCGCCCGUGCAUCCGAGUUCAACGCUACAGAACUUACUGACGCAUGGUUAUAUGCCCUUUCUGCAGAAUAGAUUACAAAAUGGACCACCACAACACCAAACACAAUCGAAUAACUCAACAGCGCUGAAAAGUGAAGCACCCAGCUCUACCUCAUACUGCAACGAACUGCCCACAGCGACAUCCACCUCAAGUCCGCCGGGUUCCGUUGUCUCGACCACGGAUAACCUAAUGAUCAAUCCACGCUAUCUCACCAAUCCACAGCAAUACCAAGUCACCAUGUCAUCGAUGAAAUCAGAUGGACUCUGCAGUCCCGAAAUGUUGGGCAAUUAUCCGCAUACGACGACCAUCACACCCACCGGUACGCCGAAAACGAAGCGAUCACGUUCUCAAAAGAAGUCCAGUCAGCAACAGCAAUCGCACGGGCAGUCCAAUAAUGGCGGUCUAGGACCGCCACAACUCAACGCAAUUUCACCGUCUUCCGUCAACUUCAGCGCCAAUGACUUAUCCGGUCUGCUGGGCAAAGAGAAGCCUGUGCAUCGGUGUAGCAUAUGUAAUCGGGGUUUUCUCAAUAAAAGCAACAUCAAGGUACACCUGCGUACGCAUACGGGCGAGAAACCGUUCCGUUGUGAUGUUUGCGCCAAAGCGUUUCGACAGAAGGCGCACUUGCUCAAACAUCAACAGAUACAUAAGAGAAUUGGGCGUGACUGACACGAUGCGCGCGAGUCUCACGAACAGCAUGAAAAUGUCGUUGUGAUGCAAGCAAAUAUGCGAGCGUUCAAGCCCAAAUCUACAAAAUCGUUGCGUCUGAAAGUGGCCUGAGUGUGGGUGUGUGAGUAUAUGUAUAUGUAUAUAUGUAUAUAUAUAUGAGUGUACGUAAUUGCGUAUAAAGUUCAGGAGUACUUGAAAAUUCUAAAUUUUCCAAUACUCGAAAGCCAGUACUAGCGUAUUUAGCUGUUUUGUGGCUACACGUAAGGGUCGCCAUAUUAGAGCUAAACACCAAACUCACCACACAUCAGCACUAUCAGAGGCAGCGUAGAGUUCAUUGAGUAAAUUGGAAUGAUGGCAAUACUGUUCUGAGUUUAAGAGGCGUCUAUUGAGUGCUCUUAAAGUUCACUUUCUCUGUCAGCCACCGACUCUCAGGGAGUAUUCUCUCAAUUCGAUUUUCUUCAAUGAACGAGUGCGUGUUGCGUAUUCCUAAGUGCAUAAAUAUGUACGUGUGUAAACACUACAUAAAAUGAGGUGAGUAUUUUCUGUACGAUUGAUUUAACUACAUUUGGAAACCACUUAUAUUCCAUGGAAUGAGAGUACAAUCUUUUGUAGUUUCUUUGAUAACAAAAUUACUCACGUUUCUAUUUUUAAGCAUAAUUUGUAUUUAUAUACAUUUUAAGCGACUUCUACGGAAUAUGAAACACGCAGUCAAUAUUUGUUAUUCGUUGUUGUUGGUUGCUUUUGAUCUCUUUAGUUAUACUCAACCUAAUUAUAGGCACAUUGUUGAAGGUGAUGGGCGUUGCAGUUACAUAUAUACGUAUUUUGAGAGUGCCAGGAGCUGCUUAAAAUUCAGAUUUAAGCUAGGUGGAACUGACUGGCUCUCAUUUAGACGGUACUACGUUGACAGUGUUGCCAGAUACACAAUCAGAGCUGCACUUUAUUGACUCUUUUGAGCGCCUCUAGUAGGAAGAGCAUUGUUGUUCUCUUCGCAAAUUUAAGUAGUUACAUAUGCUCUUUGUCAUUUGCUGAUUGAAGGUCCUGCCACUUU
Ceratitis capitata (Mediterranean fruit fly) is the source of this 3485-nucleotide messenger RNA. It is a transcript of the gene ich, whose product is annotated as transcriptional regulator CRZ1. Gene Ontology annotation, molecular function: DNA-binding transcription factor activity, RNA polymerase II-specific; RNA polymerase II transcription regulatory region sequence-specific DNA binding. Gene Ontology annotation, cellular component: nucleus. The record is from RefSeq and is a predicted model, not a curated record. The transcript has 3 exons. NCBI's taxonomy places the organism in Eukaryota, Metazoa, Arthropoda, Insecta, Diptera, Tephritidae. Gene Ontology annotation, biological process: embryonic pattern specification; embryo development; embryonic hindgut morphogenesis. The coding region runs from base 698 to 2437 and encodes 579 amino acids.